This is a messenger RNA of Vigna radiata var. radiata (mung bean), 3739 nucleotides long. Its product is annotated as DNA mismatch repair protein MSH1, mitochondrial. The coding region runs from base 126 to 3503 and encodes 1125 amino acids. The transcript is spliced from 22 exons. The record is from RefSeq and is a predicted model, not a curated record. NCBI's taxonomy places the organism in Eukaryota, Viridiplantae, Streptophyta, Magnoliopsida, Fabales, Fabaceae. Gene Ontology annotation, molecular function: mismatched DNA binding; ATP binding; ATP-dependent DNA damage sensor activity. Gene Ontology annotation, cellular component: nucleus. Gene Ontology annotation, biological process: mismatch repair.
GUUGAGACACGGUGGCGUUCUAAAUAUCGUUUUGGUUUCCUCUCUUCUUUUUUGUUAAAACCCUUCCCCUGGUGUCUGUGGCGGGAACUCUCUGUGCUUGCACUCUCUCUCUACCCUUCACCGCAAUGUACAGGGUAGUCACUAGAAACGUCGCCGUUUUCCUGCCUCGUUGCCGCUCUCUUUCGCACUUCUCUCAUUCGCCACUUCCCGUCUUCAUUUCAUGUGUUCCCUCUCGCUUCCUCCGAAUAAAUAGAUGUGUAAAGAAUGUAUCGAGUUAUAUGGAAAACAAGGUUUCAAGGGGGAGUAGUAGGACCACCAAGAAGCCAAAGGAACCAAAGAAUGGUUUAGAUGAUAAAGAUCUUCCUCACAUAUUGUGGUGGAAGGAGAGGUUGCAAAUGUGCAAAAAGUUUUCAACUGUCCAACUAAUUGAAAAACUUGAAUUUUCUAAUUUGCUUGGCCUGGAUUCCAAAUUGAAAAAUGGAAGUGUAAAGGAAGGAACCCUCAACUGGGAAAUGUUGCAGUUCAAGUCAAAAUUUCCACGUCAAGUAUUACUCUGCAGAGUUGGGGAAUUCUAUGAAGCUUGGGGAAUAGAUGCUUGUGUGCUUGUUGAAUAUGCUGGUUUAAAUCCUUGUGGUGGUCUCCAAUCAGAUAGUGUUCCAAGGGCUGGUUGUCCUGUUAUGAAUCUUCGACAAACUUUAGAUGAUCUAACUCAAAAUGGUUAUUCAGUGUGCAUCGUGGAGGAAGUUCAGGGCCCAACUCAAGCUCGAUCCAGGAAACGUCGCUUUAUAUCUGGGCAUGCUCAUCCUGGAAAUCCGUAUGUAUAUGGACUUGCGGCAGUUGAUCAUGAUCUCAACUUUCCUGAACCAAUGCCUGUAAUAGGAAUAUCUUAUUCUGCAAGGGGCUAUUGCAUUAACAUGGUGCUAGAGACGAUGAAAACAUACUCCUCCGAAGAUUGCUUGACAGAAGAAGCAAUUGUUACAAAGCUUCGUACUUGUCAAUAUCAUCACUUAUUUUUGCAUACAUCUUUAAAGCAGGAUUCUUGUGGAACAUGCAAAUGGGGAGAAUUCGGCGAGGGGGGUCUCCUAUGGGGAGAAUGUAGUUCUAGACAUUUUGAAUGGUUUGAUGGCAACCCUCUUUGUGAUCUCUUGGUCAAGGUAAAGGAGCUUUAUGGCCUUGGUGAUGAGAUUAAUUUUCGAAAUGCAACUGUAUCCUCGGGACAUAGGGCUCGACCUUUAACUCUUGGAACAUCUACUCAAAUUGGUGCCAUUCAAACGGAUGGAAUACCUUCUUUGUUAAAGGUCUUACUUCCACUAAGUUGCAAUGGAUUACCAGUUCUGUAUAUAAGGAAUCUUCUCUUGAAUCCUCCUUCUUAUGAGAUUGCAGCCAAAAUUCAGGAAACAUGCAAACUUAUGAGCAGUUUAACUUGCUCAAUUCCAGAAUUUACUUGUGUUUCUUCAGCAAAGCUUGUAAAGCUACUUGAAUGGAGAGAGGUCAAUCAUAUGGAAUUUUGUAGAAUAAAGAAUGUGGUCGAUGAAAUUUUGCAGAUGUAUAGGACCCUUGAGCUCAAUGAAAUAUUGGAAAAUUUAAUCGCACCCACAUGGGCGACAACUGGGUUAGAAAUUGACUUUGAAACCUUGGUUGCUGGAUGUGAAGUUGCAUCUAGUAAGAUUGGUGAAAUAAUCUCUCUGGAUGGUGGGAAUGAUCAGAAAGUCAACUCUUUCUCUCUUAUACCUCAUGAAUUUUUUGAAGAUAUGGAGUCUAAAUGGAAAGGUCGAAUUAAAAGAAUCCACAUAGAUGACGUGUUUACUGCAGUGCAAAAAGCAGCUGAGGUCUUGCACAUAGCAGUCACUGAAGAUUUUGUUCCUGUUGUUUCUAGAGUAAAGGCUACUUUAGCCCCACUUGGAGGUCCUAGGGGGGAAAUUUGUUAUGCUCGUGAGCAUGAGGCAGUUUGGUUCAGAGGCAAACGCUUUACACCGAAUUUGUGGUCUGGUAGCCCUGGGGAGGAACAGAUUAAACAGCUUAGGCAUGCUUUAGAUUCUAAAGGUAAAAAGGUUGGGGAGGAAUGGUUUACCACACCGAAGGUUGAGGCUGCAUUAACAAGGUACCAUGAAGCAAAUGCCAAGGCAACAGAAAGAGUUUUGGAAAUUUUAAGGGAACUCGCUACUGAAUUGCAUUACAGUAUAAACAUUCUUGUCUUUUCAUCCACACUACUUGUUAUUACCAAAGCUUUAUUCGCUCAUGCAAGUGAAGGGAGAAGAAGGAGAUGGGUUUUUCCAACACUUGCAGAUUCGAAUGGGUUUGAGGAUGUGAAAUCGUCGGACAAAACCCAUGGGAUGAAGAUAGUUGGUUUAUCACCUUAUUGGAUCCACAUCGCAGAGGGUGUUGUGCGUAAUGAUGUUGAUAUGGAAUCAUUAUUUCUUUUGACAGGACCGAAUGGUGGUGGGAAAUCAAGUUUACUUCGUUCAAUUUGUGCUGCUGCACUACUUGGGAUAUGUGGACUCAUGGUUCCUGCAGAAUCAGCCGUGAUUCCUUAUUUUGACUCCAUCACACUUCAUAUGAAGUCAUAUGAUAGUCCAGCUGAUAAAAAGAGUUCCUUUCAGGUGGAAAUGUCAGAACUUCGAUCCAUCAUUGGCGGAACCACCAAAAGGAGCCUUGUACUUGUUGAUGAAAUUUGUCGAGGAACAGAAACUGCAAAAGGGACUUGUAUUGCUGGUAGCAUCAUUGAAACUCUAGAAAGAAUUGGUUGUCUGGGUGUUGUGUCCACUCACUUGCAUGGAAUAUUUACUUUGCCCCUAAACAUAAAAAGCACUGCGCGCAAAGCAAUGGGCACAACGUCCAUUGAUGGACAAAUAAUGCCUACGUGGAAGCUGACAGAUGGGGUCUGUAAGGAAAGUCUUGCUUUUGAAACUGCCAUUAGGGAAGGAAUUCCUGAGCCUAUUAUCAGAAGAGCUGAAUAUCUUUAUCAGUCAGUUUAUGCUGAGGAAAAUUUCCCAAAUGAAGAGAAGUUUUCUACUUGCAACAAUUUUAAUAAUUUGAAUACAACACGUUUUCAUUCUAAAAGGUUCUUAUCAGGAGCUAAUCAAAUGGAAGUCUUACGCCAGGAAGUUGAAAGAGCUGUCACUGAGAUAUGCCAGGAUUAUAUAUUGGAACGGAAAAACAAAAGGAUUGCAUUGGAGCUUCCUGAGAUAAAAUGUCUCUUAGUCGGUACAAGGGAGCAGCCACCUCCAUCGGUUGUAGGUUCUUCAUGCGUCUAUGUGAUUUUAAGGCCAGAUAAAAAACUCUACGUAGGAGAGACAGAUGAUCUUGAGGGACGGGUUCGAAGACAUAGAUUGAAAGAAGGUAUGCAUGAAGCAUCAUUCCUUUAUUUCCUUGUCCCUGGAAAAAGCAUGGCAUGCGAAUUUGAAUCUCUGCUCAUCAACCAGCUUUCUAGUCAAGGCUUCCAACUGAGCAACACCUCUGAUGGUAAACAUAGGAACUUUGGCACUUCCAACAUGUAUGCAUAACUAGCUGAUAGACAUUGAUAAUAUCUGAUUUAAUUUUUCUGCCAGUUUUAUAUGGCGAAAACACUUUAAAAGUUUGGGAAGUAAUGUCUGCAGCAUUUUUGUUAGAAUUAGUGGCUGUAGCUGUAUUAAUGUAUUUUGUCAAUUAUCUUACAAGUACAAAAAGGUCUCUUAUCACAUCCCUCUUUGGUUCUUGCUUUAAAUUAUUGAGAUUAGGUAACAAAAACCUUAUUUUUUAA